Amphiprion ocellaris (clown anemonefish) is the source of this 2014-nucleotide messenger RNA. It is a transcript of the gene f9b, whose product is annotated as coagulation factor IXb. NCBI's taxonomy places the organism in Eukaryota, Metazoa, Chordata, Actinopteri, Pomacentridae. Gene Ontology annotation, cellular component: extracellular region. The record is from RefSeq and is a predicted model, not a curated record. Bases 231 to 1877 code for a protein of 548 amino acids. The transcript has 8 exons. Gene Ontology annotation, molecular function: calcium ion binding; serine-type endopeptidase activity. Gene Ontology annotation, biological process: proteolysis; blood coagulation.
UUUCUUUUUCAUACAUAUUCACAUUCUGUACAUCCUACACACUUUUGUCCAUUUCAUUUUCUGGUCCCUCUUUCUUUCACUUGCACACACAAAUUUGAACUCACUCAUUCACACACACUCUGCAGCCACACAGGUGUGUAAACAGUGUGUUGCUGUACUUUGGAGUGGUGGAUUAGUCUUUUUCCCGGCAUCGCUUUGUCAAAAUCAAACGGAGAGCUGACAACAGGAAGAUGGCCAGAGUUUGUAUGCUGGUUUUCGCUGCCGGUUUAUGGCUGGAGAUGUAUGGACUGCUUGCUGAGCUCACAGAGGAAAACACAGGAGUGUUUGUGUCCCAGCAGACGGCACACAUGGUGCUGCGUCGCCUUCGCAGGUACAACAGUGGCCUCGAAGAAGUUCUUCACAAAGACAACCUGGAGAGGGAGUGUAGAGAGGAAACCUGUUCAUUCGAGGAGGCCAGAGAGGUGUUUGAGAAUGACGAGAAAACUAUGGAAUUCUGGGCCGGCUACGUUGAUGGUGACCAGUGCAACCCACAACCCUGUCAGAAUGGAGGUCAGUGCCAGGAUGGAGUCGGCUCUUACAUCUGCUGGUGCAAACCAAACUUCAGUGGGAAGAACUGUGAGAUCGAAGUGAGCAAGCAGUGUUCGGUCGACAACGGUGGGUGUUCCCAUUUCUGUGUGAUGCAGGUGGACAGAACUGUGUGUAAAUGUGCUGCUGGUUAUAGACUCGGUGCAGACAAGAGGAGCUGUGAACCAACAGUGCCCUUCAGCUGUGGUCGUGUCAUCUUGCCCUCCAGCUCCGUCACCAGGACCUUCCUAAGCCCCCGAUCAUCAAACACAACACGCUCCUCUGGAACCAAACACAAUUCCAGUGACGCCUUCCCAGAUGACGACUAUGACGAGGAAAUACCACUGUUUUAUGAUUACCUCGACUCAUCUAUGAAUGAUUCAGAUGCGUUAAACAUCUCUCAGGCCUCUGCAGCUGAUGUACAUUCAGUGAAGUCGGAUUCAGACGCCUCUGUGAGGAAGGCAAGAAGCGUCACUGAUUCCCCCACGGAGAAGUCGCAGAUGCCGUCCUGGGCUUUCCCCACAACGCCCACCAUCAUAGCUAAAGACAACCUUGACCAGAGGGUUGUGGGAGGCGAUACGGCCAUUCCUGGAGAGAUACCCUGGCAGGUGGCCCUGAUGUCUCACUCAGUCAUCCUUCAGAGAGCUCAGCCGUUCUGUGGAGGAUCUCUGCUCAGUGAAUUAUGGGUCAUCACUGCAGCCCACUGUCUGGUCCAGGCUGAUGUGGCUAAAAAAGGUUUCUUCGUCAGAGCCGGUGAACAUGAUAUAACCGAGCAUGAGGGUCCAGAGCGAGACCAUGUGGUGGCAGAGCAGCAUAUGCAUCCUUUAUAUAAUUUUAACAAGUCACCAUAUAACCACGACAUUGCACUACUGAAGCUCGCCACCCCAGUGGAACUGUCCAACCAGCGGACUCCCAUCUGCCUGGGCCCCAAAGACUUCAUUCAGAACCUCCUGAGGGACUCCAGCAACUCCCUGGUGAGCGGCUGGGGACGACUGAAGUUCUUGGGCCUCGAGGCCACCAAGCUCCAGAAGCUGGGGGUCCCUUACGUGGACCGGACCUUGUGCAAGCAGAGCAGCCGGGACCACGUCACACGCUUUAUGUUCUGUGCGGGCUUUGCAGACGAGCAGAAGGAUUCGUGCCAGGGGGACAGCGGAGGGCCUCACGCCACCAAUUACAAAGGCACUUGGUUCCUGACGGGCAUUGUCAGCUGGGGGGAGGAGUGUGCCAAGGACGGGAAGUACGGCAUCUACACCCGGAUGUCACGGUACUACUCAUGGAUCAGUCAGAAAACAGGCAUCCAAAUAACCAACUGACACAUGGAGCUGUCAACAGAACAUACAGUAACAGCUGAGCUUAGCCACUGAAGAAGGGAGAAUAUUUUCUAAACCGAAUCAAGUGAGAAAAUGCACAUUUUUACUUCCAUUUCUGCAAUAAAAUGCAUUCAAAAUAA